Messenger RNA from Cervus elaphus (red deer), 2166 nucleotides. RefSeq names its product actin related protein 2/3 complex subunit 5 (gene ARPC5). Gene Ontology annotation, molecular function: actin filament binding. The record is from RefSeq and is a predicted model, not a curated record. Gene Ontology annotation, biological process: regulation of actin filament polymerization; Arp2/3 complex-mediated actin nucleation; cell migration. The transcript is spliced from 4 exons. Gene Ontology annotation, cellular component: Arp2/3 protein complex; cytoplasm; actin cytoskeleton. NCBI's taxonomy places the organism in Eukaryota, Metazoa, Chordata, Mammalia, Artiodactyla, Cervidae. The coding region runs from base 198 to 839 and encodes 213 amino acids.
CGAGGAAGGCGCGAGCCUGAGGAGGAAGGAGCGCGGCCAGCGCGCAGGCCCAGAACCACCCGAGACGCGGCUGCCGGCUACGCCUCUGAGCGGAAGAGGGAAGUGGAGCCGCCAGUCUGCGGCUUCCAGCUGGGGCUGGGUUUGCUAAGGUCGAGGGAGCGUCGAGAGGAGGCCUCGGCCACCGGUCCGGAGCGGGGAUGUCGAAGAACACGGUGUCGUCGGCCCGGUUCCGGAAGGUGGACGUGGAUGAGUACGACGAGAACAAGUUCGUGGACGAGGAAGACGGGGGCGACGGGCAGGCCGGGCCCGACGAGGGCGAGGUGGACUCCUGCCUGCGGCAAUAUCCUUCAGUUCGCUGGCCUCCGCGCCCCACCCGACCCGGCCCCUCUUCCGGGACCCCGCUGCGGGCAGGGCGUGAGGGCGGGGACCCCCGCCUCCGUGGGCUCCCUGUCAACCAGUGGUUCCUGGGAGUUACAGUGCUUUCCUGUGGGCUGCCCUUUGCCGCUAUCCCCUUAACCUCCAUCACAGGGAACAUGACAGCUGCCCUACAGGCAGCUCUGAAAAACCCCCCCAUCAACACCAAGAGCCAGGCAGUGAAGGAUCGAGCAGGCAGCAUUGUCUUGAAGGUGCUCAUCUCUUUUAAAGCUAACGAUAUUGAAAAAGCAGUUCAAUCCCUGGACAAGAAUGGUGUGGAUCUCCUAAUGAAGUAUAUUUAUAAAGGCUUUGAGAGUCCCUCUGACAAUAGCAGUGCUGUGUUAUUGCAGUGGCAUGAAAAGGCGCUUGCUGCUGGAGGAGUGGGGUCCAUCGUUCGAGUCUUGACUGCAAGGAAAACCGUGUAGUCCGGCGGGAACUGGAUUUCUCCCAUGGGGUGGGAGUUGCUGGUACCAAGACCAAAACAACCAAAUGCCACCGCUGUCCCGCGGGCAGCAUCUGUUCCUCUCAGCUUUGCCUUCUUGCUUCCUUUUCAUAUCUAUACAGAAGAAAAUUACAUACAUAUCAGUUUUCCCUAAAUGAAAAUUGGGAUGAGAUAAAAGAAAUAUUUCAACAGGAGUGUGUCAUGAUCUCAGAAUGAUUUCAGUGCCAUGGAUACCAGUCUGUACAUAGCAUAAUUUACACUCAACUUUAAUUGUGCAGUUGUUCCCCUGUUGGCUGGGUUUUCCUUUGUUUGUUGUUUGUUUUUGGGGAGGGGUUUUUUGGCUUUGACUAAUAGUGAGAAAUUUGAUCAGAAUUGCAGGCCAGUUUCUUAACUCACUGCUAGCCAGGAAAUGAUCUAUAUAUAUUAAAAAAAAAAAUGUUUGAGAGACUGUCAGCUAUUAACAUUGCAAAACUGGACCAAACUUCACUUAUUUAAACGAAAUGUGUUUCUGGAACAAGUGGUGGCUGAACACCAUGACCAAGUCCAGCUGUGUUUCUGCUUCCCUCCAAGUGAUGUGCGUUUAAGUCAUCUUCUUCCUCUCCACAUCCAGUAAUCGUGGCCUCUUGAUUUCUGUGUGGUCACCCAGGGUACAGAGCAACGAAUCUUGCUCUACACAAUGUAUAACAUGCCAGAGCCUGUUUGGCACGAGCAUAAACUUUGUUUUCCAAUAAUAUGACCCUAUUUGGGGAAACUACUCCAAAUCAGAAAAGAUGUGGAAACUAUGAUGUAGUUCGAACUCUGGGCAGCCUCUGAAUGAAGAGAUAUUUUCUUUAGACUUACAGUAGCUGCCUUUGACAUCAUGAGGUAUAUAACUAGUAUUUAAUAUGUCCUAUAAAUGUCUUCUUCAGUGUUCUUCAGGGUAAUUGGGACCUCAAAGGAUUUGGUUCAUAUCCAAACACAUACACAGUCUGUAUUUUAGGUCAGUGUUUUUUAAAAAAACAAAAUACCACACAUCGAAAAGUGUUUACUUUGUUGGACAAACCAAAUGGAUUCUCAAAAAAUGACCGGUGCUUAUGAAAAAUUAUUAUUAUUCAGUAGCUCUAAAACAAACCACCUGAAUGCUUAUGACCAAGCAGGAAAUCAGAGUGUAUCUAGUAUUUACAUCUGACACCAGUUUCAUAACCACUGACCUGUGUGAAAACUGGUGCAGAAAUUCUGUAAACUCUUUGCUGUUUUUGAUACCUGCUUUUUGUUCUGUUUUGUAAAAAUGAUAAUCUUCAGAAAAUAAAUUGUCAGUGUUGAAUAAUUUA